Ornithorhynchus anatinus (platypus) is the source of this 555-nucleotide messenger RNA. RefSeq names its product choline kinase alpha-like. Lineage: Eukaryota; Metazoa; Chordata; Mammalia; Monotremata; Ornithorhynchidae. The transcript is spliced from 3 exons. The coding region runs from base 1 to 555 and encodes 184 amino acids. The record is from RefSeq and is a predicted model, not a curated record.
AUGAGCGGGGCGCGGGCGGGGGUCCCGGGCGCGGGGGCGGGGCCGGGCCUCCGGCGGCGGCCAAUGAGGGCGGGGCCGGGCGGUGACGUUACGGCGGCCGGUCCUCGUGCCGCGCCGGAGCGGCGGAGCGGCGGCGGCCGGCGCUCACAGCGCUGCCGGCCUCCGCCGAGCCGGGAGCCCCCCCUCCUCCCCCCGCCGGCCGACCCCCCCUCCCACCGACCUCCCCACCGCGCCCCGGACAUGAAGACCAAGUUGUGCGGCGGCGGCGGCGGCGGCCCCCCGCGCCGCCCCGACGGAGAGGUCGGGGGCAAGGAGGCCGGGGGGCGCCCGCCAUCGGUGCCGCCCCCGCCGCCGCCGCCGCCCCCGCCCGAGGAGGCGCCCGAGCCGCGCACCCGCCGCAGGGCCUACCUGUGGUGCCGCCAGUUCCUGCCCGGGGCCUGGCGGGCGCUGCGCGAGGACCAGUUCCUCAUCGCCGUCGUCAGGGAUAAGCGGAUUCUGCAGGUGAACUUGGGGAGACCUUCCUCGUCCUCGUCGGUCGUCGUCAUCGCAGGGUGA